Molecule: messenger RNA, 2017 nt
Organism: Rhineura floridana
Lineage: Eukaryota; Metazoa; Chordata; Lepidosauria; Squamata; Rhineuridae
Product: zinc finger protein 239-like
Exons: 3
Coding region: 132-1313 (393 amino acids)
Biological process (GO): central nervous system development; regulation of transcription by RNA polymerase II
Cellular component (GO): nucleus
Molecular function (GO): RNA polymerase II cis-regulatory region sequence-specific DNA binding; DNA-binding transcription factor activity, RNA polymerase II-specific
Source: RefSeq, a predicted model, not a curated record
UUAAAAGACUUACUUACCUUCCUAGAGAGGCCACAAGGCACGGAGGAGGAAGAAGAAGCAGAAGAAGCAUCACUUCCGGGCUUGCACCCCUACUGUGGGAAAGUGGCCGUUGUAUUUCCCACGGGCACAGGAUGAACAGCUCCAGUGGGGCUGAUUAUGAGAGUGUUGGAGAGGACAGGACUGCAGAAGAGAGGGGAGGCCUUGCACGAGAAGAAGAGACUGGGGCUUUACCAGGAAGAUCCCAAGAGAACAUUUCCUUGCUUCCUGAGACCACAGAUGACAUUUGGGAGAAGAAGGAGGAGGAAAGAACAUCUGGGAUGGUGCCGGAAAGGGCUGAGAAGAUUAGGAGCCCAGAUGAGCCACAAAGGCAAGAUGGAGAUCGCACAGAGAACAGGCGGAAGGAAUCCUCUCCUUUUCAGAGUGGAGAUUUCCCAGAUGUUCAGCAAACCAUAAACAUUGGAGACAAUAAGAACAAAUGUACCACAUGUGGGAAGGUAUUCAGGGAUGACUCAAACCUUAAGCGACAUCAGAGAACCCACACAGGAGAAAAACCAUAUCAAUGUCUGUACUGUGGGAAGAGUUUCAGUCGGAACACAAACCUUGCUUCACAUCACAGAACCCACACAGGGGAGAAACCGUAUAUGUGUUCAGUUUGUAGCAAGACUUUCUGUGAUAAGUCAAGUCUUAACCGACAUCAGAGAACCCAUACAGGGGAGAGACCGUAUGAGUGUGAUGAGUGUGGGAAAAGCUUCGAUCUGAGCCAGUCUCUUAUUAGCCACCAGAGAACCCAUACGGGAGAGAGACCGUAUAGAUGCUCAGAAUGUGGGAAAACUUUCAACCGGAGUCAGAAUCUCCAUAGCCACCAGAAAAUUCACACGGGAGAGAAACGGCAUAAGUGCUCAGAAUGUGGGAAAAGUUUCAGUCGCAGCCAGAAUCUUACUAGGCAUCAGAGUAGCCACACAGAAGAUAAAUUGUAUAAGUGCUACGAGUGUGGGAAAAGUUUCCAUCUCAACCAGUCCCUUAUAAGCCAUCAGAGAAUUCACACAGGAGAGAAACCAUAUAACUGCUCUCAGUGCGGAAAAAGCUUCAACCGGAGCCAGAACCUUAUUAGUCACCAGAGAAUCCACACUGGAGAAAAACAGUACAAAUGUUCAGAAUGUGGGAAAAGCUUCAACUGGAGCCAAGAUCUCCUCCGUCAUCAGAGGAUCCACACAGGAGAGCAACCGUAUCACUGUUCUGAAUGUGGGGAGCGCUUCAAUCGGAGAGAGAACCUUAUUAGACACAUGAGAAUACAUCUGGGAGAGACUACUUAAGUUACAAAGAGUGUGGGGAAACCUUCAGCAGGAGCCAGUCCCUUAACAUUCAUCAAAGAAUCCACAUGAGAAUUUUUUUAAAAAAAAAUCUAGCAUGGAGACUAUUUCCCUUUUUAUUUUGCCUUCGUAUUUUCUUUAAAAGUUUUGAUAAUAUCACAAAAAAGGCAUAUUGUACCACAUGUUUGUAACUGAAGCAUUCUUAUUUUAAUCUCUGCAAAGUAGAUUGCAGUAAAGCCAAAUUUAAAUGAAUAGGAAAAUGGAUGGAGAAAGGGCCACACAACUAGUUCUGCAAGGCCAAGGGGAUUUGAGGCUUGUGUUCUGAGGGAGCUUUCAUAGGAACAUACGACGCUGCCUUGUACCGAGACAGAUCAUUGAUCCAUCUACUUCAGUAACGUCUACAAUGACUGACAGUGGAUCUCCAGGAUUUCAGGCAGGGAGUCUCUCCCAACCCUACCUGGAGAUGCCGGAGAUUGAACCUGAGGCCUUCUGCAUGCAAAGCAGAUGCUCUAGCACUGAGUUAUGGCCCUUUGUAUAAGCAGCUUACGAUACAGCAAAACUGUGUCUGUGUGUGUGCAUGCCUGUGUAAAGGAAAAAGUCAAAAAUCCUAUAUGGUGAUGAUGGUACACCCUUGCAAAUAGACCCACAAAACUUACUAGCCUAUUUUUUAAUUAUUAUUAUUAUUAUUUGAUUUAUAUCCCGCCCUU